AAUGCAUUCAAUUAAAAUAUAAUUAAGCGAUGAACCUGAGCUGUCAGGAGUGUGCUAGGCUUUGUUAUAAGCAUUCACUGAGAAUUCUCGAGUAUUGCGACAUUGUUCAGGAGGAGGCAAUUAAACAUAAACACAGAAUAAUUUUGGAGAUCAUUAAUUAGAGUCUGAUAUCUAGUGUGAAGUGAAUAUCAAUAGGGAAUUAUAGAAGUCUGGAUUUGUGAGUCAUAGUGCAAACGAAGAGAGUCCUGAAGUAAGAAGAAUGAUUAUAGUGUAGAUGAAACAACAAUGUGAAGGAGGUAGAUAUAUUGUGACAUUUGAUCCAUUGGAUGGAAGUUCAAUAAUUGGCACCAAUUUUACAGUAGGUACCAUAGCUGCCAUUUGGAAAUCAGAUGAUAGUCUAUUGAUAGGGAAGAGUGGAAGGGAUAUAGUAUCUGCUUGUUGUUGUUUGUAUGGGAGUAGAACAACUGUAAUCAUUUAUAAUCAAAAAGAAGAUAAAGUUUAGGAAUACACGUUAUUUGGUAAUAAUAAUUUAGUAAACAUUUAGAUAGUGAUAAGCAAGGACAUUGGGAAUUGACAAAAGGAAACAUACAAAUAAAAUAGAAGGGAAACAUCUUUAGUCCUGGGAAUCUGCGAAGUAUCAUUAAUCACAAUGCUUAUCGAGAAGUGCUUGAGUAUUAUUUUCAUAAUGGAUACACUUUGAGAUAUACAGGCGGAAUGGCUCCAGAUAUCUGUUAAAUAUUCUUAAAAGAGAUUGGGGUUUUUUCUCUUUUUGGGGAUGCCAAAAACCCUUGCAAAUUAAGAUAUUUAUAUGAAUGUGCUCCAUUAGCAUUUUUAAUCGAAAAGGCUGGUGGGAAAUCAUUCAAUGGGGAGUCCUCUGUAUUAGAUACAGUGAUUAAUGGAUAUGAAUAAAAGAGUGAAAUAGCUGUCGGGAGUGCUGAGGAUAUUGAGUUCUUUAGAUAAGUAUGGAAAAAGCAUGGAUUAUUGAAAAAUUGAUUGUGAUGACUUAAUUAUAUUGAUAAUGAUUAAAUUGUAUGUAUG
Messenger RNA from Paramecium octaurelia, 1038 nucleotides. Lineage: Eukaryota; Ciliophora; Oligohymenophorea; Peniculida; Parameciidae. The record is from the annotation of a GenBank genome assembly.